GAGGCGGUCCCCCCUAUGCCUUUCCUCCACCUACCCCUCUUCUGGUCCCCUGCAAGUGAGUGCUGUGGCGGCCGUGUAGUCUGCGUUGAGCACUCAUAGCUACAGGCAGCCUCACGAGCCGCUCUUGAGAGGUCACAGGCGCCGUUUUCUGUAGAGUAUGAAGGUGCCGCCGCUGAACCUGACUCCUGACGUGAAUCGCGUGGGCAUGGCUCUCCCCUUCAGCCCGGAUCUGCUGUGGAGGUACCCACUGUCUCUCCCGCAGUCGGCCUCCCCGUCCUCACCCAUGCUUGAUGUGAAGACGCAGAUGCCCACACACCUCGCUGCUGACCCGCGGCACUGGUCCCGGGAUGACGUGACAGCCUUCCUCCGUUGGUUCGAGCGAGAGUUUGAGUUGCCCGCCAUCGACCACUCCAAGUUCUCUCUCAACGGCAAAGCUCUGUGCAUGUUGACAAAAUGUGACCUGGCGGAACGCGCGCCCGGAGCGGGAGACAUCCUGCACAAUACACUGCAGUUCCUGCUGCGCGACGCACCCCAGGUGCCCCAGUCCCCCCUCACCCCUCACCAUCCACUGCUCUCUCCCUCCCCCCUGACACCAGGACCGCCACAGCCGUGGUCCAUGGUCACGCCGGACAUCCACAACCUGACGCACUUGCUGCAUCAGGGCGGCUCCGUCACGCUCAGCCCAGCACCCUCAGAGCAGAGCGGCGGCUCGCCGCGCCACCCCGACAACGCCUCCUCCACCUCCUCCACCGCCGCUUACCACCACUCCUCCGCCGCCUCCACAGGCUCCGCCCACUCCGGCAGCCAGUCUGACUCCGAAGACUCCACACGGGACUCCUCUUCUCCCCAGCGCUCGCCAGUGCCGCCCACCAGCACCGCCUCAGUUUCCUUCCCCGCACACGCCCUCGCCUCCCUAAAACACCUCAGUGAUUACCAGCGCGCCGCAGCUGCAGCUGCCGCCGCCGCCGCAGCUCAGAACGUCUCGACCCAUCAAGAGAGUCUGCAGCAUCAGAGCCCCGCCCAGCCGGCCGUGCCCCCCCAGCCUCAGGGUCCUCCCGGUCCCGGCGAGGAGCCUGUCGAGACUGGCACCAAUGGACGUCUGCUGUGGGAUUUCCUGCAGCAGCUGCUUAAUGACCCACAGCAGCGGUACUCGAGGUAUAUCGCCUGGAAGAAUCGUGACACGGGCGUGUUCAAGAUUGUAGACCCACCGGGGCUGGCUCGGCUCUGGGGCAUCCAGAAGAACCACCUGAGCAUGAACUACGACAAGAUGAGCCGUGCGCUGCGCUACUACUACCGCGUCAACAUCCUGCGCAAGGUGCAGGGAGAGCGACACUGCUACCAGUUCCUCAGGAAUCCCUCAGAGCUGAAGAGCAUCAAGAACAUCAGCAUGCUGCGGUCGGCACCGCUCCAGUCCCCGAGAGUGAAGGACACCCCGGCCAGCCAGCCUGCCCCCAUGGAGGAGGAGGAGGAGGAGGGUCCCACUGACCUCUCCAUGUCCUCGCUGCACCACCAGUACCACCCCCAAAAUGCCAUGGACACACACCCACAGAGCCUGGCGCGAGAGCCUCACGUCAUCAUCAAGAGCGAGGAGUACUUGGAUCACAGCUACGAGUAGUGGCCGGUCCAAGCCCUCUCAGAUCCGCCCUCACCUGACCUGGGACGCCCUGCCAUGAGGCACGGGCUGGGUCCUGCCGUCGGCCGCCGCGCCGCAGCGGUUGAGAGGCGGUGCUCGCGCGCCGUCCAGGGCAUUGGUGGAGCCCCGCCGCCCUGAGGGAGGCGCCGUCCUCCCUGGCUUGCUGUGAUAACGUACACUGGUGUGGUGGCUCCUCACUCCCACAUGUACAAAGUAUAAUAGUAAGUGUAAGAAUGCGGUAGCGGCAAGCGGUGGCCACUGCGACACACUCGCCACCAUUCCCUUCUCGGCUGGGUGUGCCCCGCCGGGCCGCCCCGCCCCCGCCCCGCCCCGCCCCGCCCCGCCCCGCCUGGUGUAGACUCUGUGUUCGUGUCUUUCAUCAGUGAUGAUUUUUCCGUGUUCUAGAGAGCGAGCAAGAGACAGUUCACCUCACCUGUUCUUCACUACACUGUAUGCAUAUAAAUAUAUAUUGUGAAUGUAUAAAGCUGUAUUUAUAAAAUAAAUUUUUUGUACA
Messenger RNA from Scylla paramamosain (green mud crab), 2147 nucleotides. It is a transcript of the gene aop, whose product is annotated as ets DNA-binding protein pokkuri-like. Gene Ontology annotation, cellular component: nucleus. The record is from RefSeq and is a predicted model, not a curated record. Gene Ontology annotation, molecular function: sequence-specific DNA binding; DNA-binding transcription factor activity, RNA polymerase II-specific. NCBI's taxonomy places the organism in Eukaryota, Metazoa, Arthropoda, Malacostraca, Decapoda, Portunidae. The coding region runs from base 158 to 1615 and encodes 485 amino acids. The transcript has 4 exons. Gene Ontology annotation, biological process: cell differentiation; regulation of transcription by RNA polymerase II.